GUUUUAAAUAAAUUUUUUUCAAUAGUUAUCACUAAAGAUCUAGUGUUAUUUGGAAAAGUUUUUUUAAUUUGUCAAUUUUACCGUGUCAUUCGUUUUCACCAACACAAACAAUUCCAAAAUGGCAGGAGCGACUGAACUCAUUCUUUUGGAGCGGGUAUUUCUCCGCCUUGGUUCUGCAGAGACAGAUGAACAACUUCAAGCGUCAGUAUGUAAAUUUCUACCUCCGGUUUUACUGAAGCUCUCAAGCACUCAGGAAGGUGUGCGAAAAAAAGUCAUGGAGCUGUUAAUUCAUAUUAAUAAGAGAGUUAAAACUCGUCCAUUGGUUCAACUUCCUGUGGAAGCACUUUUACUGCAAUAUCAAGAUCCAGCAGCUAGUUCUUUUGUGAUUAAUUUUACGAUUAUUUACAUUAAAUUGGGAUAUCCUCGAAUGAAUAUCAACAAACAGGCGGAAUUAGUUCCAUGUAUUUUGAAUGCAAUUGAGGGAAAACCCUUAUCUCAUCAAGACAGCUUGUUGCUGAUCAUAAUGCCAGCUUUGGCUCACAUCAAAGUUCCAAUGGAUCCGGAUAAGAGAGGAGCUCUUCUUGGCUUACACGACAAACCGAAUGUUGCUAAACAGCUAAUAAAUUUUAUGCUCGACAUGCUGUUAUUACCAUACGGAACUGUGGGCAAUGUGGAGAAUCAACAAGCCGGUCAGCCGAUUGAUUGGUCACAAUUUCCGGUUCCACCUGGAUUGAGUACAUAUGCUUUUAAAAGAGUUAUUGGCGAAACACCUCCAACUGCCGAGCAACUCGAACAAACUAAAUUGGGAAUUGUGAAAUUUAUUUCCGCCGGUGUUUUCUCCGAUUCGGACAUAUUCAUUCACUUAAUUGUCGCUGCAGCUGAUACAAGAUUUAGUGUCGCGAAUAUGGCCGAUUUAGAGCUGAAGAAAAUAAUUGGAACACUUGAUUGGUCGUCGAUGCAACUUGCUGCUCCUCUUUAUUCUCUAUUUUUGGGAACGGAUGCCUUGGCAACACAAAAGGAAGUAAAACCCGAUAUGAAAAGACUGCCCGCCGGCACACGAAUUCGUCUUAAACUUUUGUAUUAUCUUUGUCGAGUGACAAAGGCGGGUUUUAUUAUUCCACCCUGCAUUCAGGUGGUUUUUGAUUCUCUCUACGGAAGCAAUACUAAUCCAAAACUUAAAACUCUUGCUUUGCAAUUUACAUCUAAUAUCGUUCAACAUUGCAAUUCCACUUCACUGUUGAGAGUGGCCGGUGUAAUUUUGAAUGGAAUAAUGAAAUUAAUAUCCGAAGGAGAUCCUAUUCACAAACCGAAGGCGUACACAAUUGUCGGUCAACUUGGACAAAAAAUACCCGCUCUAAUUAAUAAGGAUUUUAGUCUACUGGAAAAAUUCUUUGAUACUCUCGCAGCUACUGAUGGUGACUUGCGACACACGGUUCGUAAUGCUUUGAUUAGCAUGUCUUCGGCAUUUAUUCUCAAUAAGGAAGAUGAACAGAGUAUUGCACUGAUGAACGCGUUACUGUCCGCUCAUAUAGAAUCGCCAGAAUCACAUGUGAGAUUUGUCGCUGUUCAUUAUGCGGCAACUGUAUUUCCAACGGACGACGCUCCAUCUCGUUAUUUACUUCUUCUUGCAAGUGGCGAUACAAUGCAAGAGGUGAGUUUGGAAGCUCUUAAAGCAUUGUACGGAACGGCUUACAAAAAUGAACGUGAGAAGCAAAAUCUAAAAGAAAUUCCCCUACCGGAAUUCACGAAACUCGUCUCAUAUGUGCAUUUAAAAUCUCGAGCUAAACUGAACACGUCAAAUUCUGGAAAGAAGGAUUCUAUUGUUAAAAGUCUGCCUUAUAAUAAUGCGGCAUUUACAGAGAUCGUUCUCUAUUUGCGCUUAUCUCUCGCUAAAAGCGCGGAUGUUACAGCGCAAGGUGAACAAAUUCAACAUCCUUGCGAAUACAGUCCAUUGAUUGGACGUUAUCUGGAAAAAUUGGUAAAGGAACAACCGGAAAUUUUUAAUAAUUAUCUCAGUUUUCUCAAUAUUCGAAUUGGUCAAUCAAAGGAAGCUGAUGAAGUUUCACUGAAUGCAUUAUUGGAAAUUCUUGGAACAAUGUCACCGGAAAUAUCGAAACGCUACGAAAAAGAUUUGCCAUGGUUGAAAAAAUUGCAAGGAUCAACGAAAGAAAAUAUUCGAGAAUUAAGUGCCAAGAUUUAUGCCUUUAUUGUCGCCUAUUUGCCUUUAAAUGAAUUUGAAAGUCAGUUGGCGGAGAUUGUGAAUUGCACAAAAAAUAAAGUACUUGAAAUUCAACAUGGUGCAUUGUUGGCUCUCUCGUACAUGAUCGAGCAGAAAUUAUUGUCCUUAAAACAAACGAAUGUCGAAGAGAUUUCUAAUUUAAAGGUCUAUAAUGUUGCAGUUGAAACAAUGUGUUCAUUUUUAACUGAUAAUAAUCCACUGCUAAUGAGUGCUGCCUCGCAAGGAAUUGGAAUAAUGGGCAAAACGUUUGCUUUGCCAUUGUCGAAUAAUAGUGAGAAGGGUUUUAAUAAAAUGUACAUUGUCGAGAAAUUAUUUUCCAUUUUUGAGAAUCCGAAAUUGAAUAAUAAAAUCAAGGAGACUGCAAUUAUCGCUUUAGGAUUUUUGUGUAUCGGCGAAGAAUUUCCACAUACAAAAUUUAUUGCUGAAAAAAUUCUCACUGUCGCUAAAGACACUAAAGAUGUUGAGAUUCAUCUUACUCUCAGUGAGGCGUUAAUUUGUUGCGUUCAAGGACCAGCGUCAUUGGAUGCAAGAAAUAUUUGGAAAUUACUUCCCGAUGAAUAUAAAAUUCCAUUCAGCAAAGCCAGCGAUGAGCUUCUUGCUUCUAUUUUAUUGAAAAUGGUCCAAGUCGUGAAAGAGCCACAUCCAAACAUGAGACAGGCCGUAUGCAUAAGUUUACUGUCCUUGGUAAAAUACAAUGCCGAACGAAGUUGUAUAAAGGAAAAUUUAGCAACUCUCCAAAGUUCGUUUAUGGAUCUACUUUCAGAGAGUAAUGAAUUCGUGCAAGAUGCGGCGUCGAAAGGUCUUUAUUUGGUUUAUAAUUCGAGUGAAGAGAAUAAUCGUGAUUCUCUAGUUUCCAAUUUAUUAGAGCAGUUUGUUCACGGUCGAAGAGACGGAAUAAAAGUAACAUCUGACACGGUUUUAUUCGAAAAUAAUGAAAUGGGAAAAAGUCCUCUGGGAGGAAAUUUGUCAACUUAUCGCGAAAUAUGCUCAUUAGCUUCUGAUUUGAAUAAUCCAAAAAUGAUGUAUCAAUUCUUGCAUUUAGCGAAUCAUAAUGCAGUUUGGAAUUCAAAGAAAGGCGCUGCUUAUGGAUUCUCGGCAUUUGCUGCCCUUGAUACUGCCGAUUUGAAAAAAUAUCUUCCAAUUAUUGUACCUAAAUUGUAUAGGUAUCAAUUUGAUCCCACGCCAAAGACGCAACAAAGUAUGACGAGCAUUUGGCGUGCAAUUGUCCCUUCUACUAAUAAAGCUAUUGAGGAAUAUCAUAAGGAAAUUUUGGAAGAUUUGACCAUUAAUUUGACUGAUGGACAAUGGCGUGUGCGUAAAAGUUGUUGUCACGCUUUAUCUGAAUUACUUCGUUCAGGUGCGCCAAUUAAUUUAGCUGACAAAGUGUCGGAACUGUGGAAGCAACUUUUCCGUGUAAUGGACGAUAUUCACGAGGCUACCAGAUUAGCUGCUGCAAACACUGCCAAAAUAUUCAGUAACUACUGCAUUCGUCGAUGCGAUGCAUCGCAUGGAAAAGCGGGCGAAGAAGUGUUACAAGCCGUACUGCCAGUUUUAAUAGACGUUGGAAUAUCGCAUAAUUUGAGUGCAGUGAGGACAAUUUCAUUACAAACUGUAUCACAACUUGUGACAGCAGCUGGCAUUUUAUUGAAACCGUCUCUAGUUAAUUUAAUACCUGCAUUAUUAAAUGCAGCUGGAGAAUUGGAUAGUCCUGGUCUCACUUAUUUUCGAAAUGCAUAUUGUACCUCGCAAGAAACACAGGAGGCUUUUGAUACAAAGAGAGCGAGCGAGGCUAAAAGCCACUAUUCAACAGAGACAAUUACAAAAUGCAUUCCCUUCAUCGAUGCUGCAAUUCUCAAAGAAUUAAUGCCCAAAGUAACAGACAUUAUAAAAUCAAGCAUAGGACUUGGGAUUAAAGUCGCUUGUUCUCAUUUCAUUAUUCUCACGACUGCACAUUUGAAGACGGAAUUACAACAAUAUGCAGGUAAAAUUCUGACAACACUUCUUAACGGUCUCACCGAUCGCAAUAUAUCGAUAAGAAAAAAUAAUGCAAACACAAUUGGCCACGUGGUGGGCUGUGCUAAAGAAUCCAGUGUUCAAAAAUUAUUGAAUACUUUAAAUAAAUGGUACAUGGAAAGAGAAGAUGAUUCAAUUCGACUUGCAAUAGGACAAACUCUGCAAUCAAUAAACAAUAAUAAUCAAGAAAUUACGAAGACAUACACAAACAUAGUUUUACCUUUAACAUUUUUCGCUAUGCAUGCUGAAAAAGUAGCAGGAAACGAAGCGACAAUUGAAGUUUGGAGUGAUUUGUGGUCUGAGAUUUCGCCCGGAACGGAAACUGGAAUUCGACAAAAUUUAAGUGCCAUUUUAGAUAUUUUGAAAACAGCUCUAGAAUCAGCCUCAUGGACAACAAAAGCACAAGCUGCAAAUGCCGUUUCUACUGUCGCAACAAAAUUGGGAUCAACUAUCGAUGACAGUUCCAGAGAAAUAUUAUUGAAUAUUCUGACAAAUGGAUUACAGGGAAGAACAUGGAAUGGAAAAGAACGUCUUUUAAAUGCUCUUUCUUUACUUGCCUGCAACAGCAAAGAAGCAUUGAGUAAGGACAGUAAAUUGACAGAAGAAGUUUUGGGAAUUUUAUAUAAAGAGAGUAAGAAAGAAUCUUUAGAGUAUCGUCGAUAUGCUUUAAAAGCCUAUUCAGACGUUUUACACGAGCUGGAUAUUAAUAGAUUUACUCAAAUCUAUGAUAUAGCUCAGGAUGUUUUACCCAAGCUCUCGAGCAAAAUCGAUGACGAUGAUGAUGACAAUGAUGUUUCAAGAAGCGAAAAUUCGAAAAAAGUUGAAGAUAAAUUGAAAUUGCAAGAAACUAUUUAUGAAUCUUUGGGAAAAGCAUGGCCUUCUUGCAAAGAAACUCAAGAUAAAUACUGCUUGCAAUUUGUUUCACAUUGUAAUGAUGUACUGUCAACCAGUACUCGAGUCGUUCAAGUUGCUAUUUUAACGACUUUAAAUCUUUUUGUUGAUAAACUUAUUUUGUUUAAAAUUCCUGCUGCAGAAAGUGAUCCAGAAAUGUUGAACACUGUUUAUGAAACAUUGGAAAAAAUUCUGAUACAAUCAAUAAACGUCUCAAAAUACACGAGAAUAAAAAAAGAAGCGCUGAAUAUAAUUUUAUCACUCUCAAGAAAAAUGACUGAAACAAAUAAUAGUAAACAAUUGGAAAAAAUAACUGCUCUUUUCAAGGAAUUUCUUCCUGAAUUGUCAAAGGACAAUCAGCCGGAAAUUCGUACUAGGGUAGUUGACAUUAAAAACAUGCUUAAAAUUUAAUCAAAGCAAAAUGAAGAAACUUUCUUCAUUUAAGAAAAACGCAUUAUUUCCAUUUUCAAUGUCAUAUAAACUACGAUGUACUAUUUGAAUUUUUAAACGUAUAUGAAAUAAUCAAUUUUAAAUCACGUAGUCAAUUUUUUUUUUUUCGAUUAAUUAAAUGUUGGCAGCUAAAUAAUCAUAUUUUUUAAUUAUUAUAUCUUCCAUUGAUUCAAGAUAGAGAAUAAUUGGCAAAUGUUUUUUUUUCUUUUUGAUAAAACUUAUAUUUGUUACCU
Molecule: messenger RNA, 5826 nt
Organism: Leptopilina heterotoma
Lineage: Eukaryota; Metazoa; Arthropoda; Insecta; Hymenoptera; Figitidae
Product: proteasome adapter and scaffold protein ECM29
Exons: 25
Coding region: 119-5554 (1811 amino acids)
Biological process (GO): proteasome assembly
Cellular component (GO): cytoplasm; nucleus
Molecular function (GO): molecular adaptor activity
Source: RefSeq, a predicted model, not a curated record